Molecule: messenger RNA, 2665 nt
Organism: Pseudophryne corroboree (corroboree frog)
Lineage: Eukaryota; Metazoa; Chordata; Amphibia; Anura; Myobatrachidae
Product: adhesion G protein-coupled receptor E3-like
Exons: 20
Coding region: 1-2331 (776 amino acids)
Biological process (GO): cell surface receptor signaling pathway; adenylate cyclase-activating G protein-coupled receptor signaling pathway
Cellular component (GO): plasma membrane
Molecular function (GO): G protein-coupled receptor activity
Source: RefSeq, a predicted model, not a curated record
AUGCCUUUUCCAAUGGAAGGAACACCCUCUGUGCCUCCGUAUCCAGUAUCAUCCCCAGGAACGGAAGCCUCUGUGUUGGUUCCAGGUGAGAUUUCGAGGAGAAACAUCAUCUGUGCCAUCACCUUGGUGAACACCCGCGGAGCCAUGGAAAGGCCAAAUGGCAGUGGAGAUAAGCCUGAUGAUGCAGCCAAAUCGGAAUGUGAAGGUCUCUGUGUCUCAGCUUGCUGCUGCAUGGUGACAGCUCUCUGUGAUAAAAAAGGAAGCAGUAUUCCAUGUGCGUGUGUAUCUGGAUCUGUUAUGAAGAGGAAUGAUGAAGGUCUUUACAUAUGUAUAGAUAAAUGUGCAGAUGACACGGAUUGCCCUUCACAUGCCGUUUGUAGACAGAGAAAUUGUUAUUGUGCUCAUGGAUUAUGCAACAAAUCUAAACCAGAAUGUCAACCACUAAUCAAACUGGAUGAAGAGUGUGUAGGACACAGUGCAGACUGCAGAGGAGAGGGAAUUGCUGCCCCUCCUCCCUCUCGGGUCGGACUAAACUUGGCAGCAGCUACUGGGGGACGGGCAGACAAGACAUCUACCACUAGUCCAACAACACAGCCUUCAACAAUAGUGCAAGCAACGACACCGGAAAUAGAAGAGAAGAAAUGUCAGCCUGAACCUAGCCCUGAGCUGGAAGAGUGCAGGAGACUCAAUCGCCAGGAUACAUUGUGCUCUUUGUUGCGGUCCAAUGCCCGUAUCCAAGAACAGUCUUGUCACAGCAAUAUUUCUGUGAAGGAGGUGGUAUCUCAGUUCACCGAAGUGUUCAAUCAAACACACCUGACCAACCUGAGCGCCUCGGAUCUCAGCACAGCUGUCACCUCUAUACUAGAGAAUGUGGAAACCUCACUGUUGGAAACUUUUACUAAAGAUCUCAGGAACCAAAGCAUCAGCACCCCUGAACUUGAGGUUCAGAUGACGGUUUCCUCAGACAUCUGUACUGGAGAAACAUCCAAUAUAACAUUACAUGUCUUGGGCAACACUAUGGAGGUUCCAUGUUCACUCGUGAGCAGAGAAACUGGUGGAGCUAUUUUUAUCUCACAAAAAGCCCUAGAUUCCAGGUUAAAUAGCAGUGUCCUUGGAGCAUUAGGAGACUCUGAUCAUGAAGGUACAAAUGAGAUCAUUUCUCAGGUGGUAAGUGGUGCCAUCACAAGCAACAAUACAGAAAACUUGGAUCCCCCAGUAUCCUUCUACCUGGCACAGCUGAAGGAACUUAGGUCUUCCUUCAUUUUCAAAUGUGUGUUUUGGGAUAAGAAACAGAAAGUUUGGUCAAGCGUCGGAUGUGAGACCAAGCAGUCCGAUAAAGAGAACCAUACGAUUUGUGUCUGCAACCAUCUUUCCACCUUUGCUGUGCUCAUGGCCCCUGGUGAAAUCCAGGUGGAUUUUGGCUUAGUUCUGAUCUCUCGCAUCGGCCUCACUCUGUCUCUUGUCUGCCUAUGUGUCUCUCUCCUCACAUUUCUCCUGUGCCAUUCUCUAAGGAGUGUUCACACCUCUGUCCUGAUAGUUUUGUGUGGAUGUCUCUUCCUGGGACAACUUCUUGUUCUGUUUGGUCUACAUCAGACUUGGAAUACGGUCCUCUGUUCUGUGAUUGCAGGCAGUCUGCACUUCUUCUUCCUCUCUGCCUUCUGUUGGAUGUCUGUCGAGAGCAUACUGCUCUUCAUAACUGUCCGACACCUGCAGGCUAUGAAUUACAUGACAGCUCAUCGCUCUCAUUUCCCAUAUGUCUACCUUGUUGGGUUUGGUAUCCCUCUCAUCAUAGUUGGCAUCUCAGCAGCAAUUCGUUCAGAUGGAUACAGGAAUGACAGAUAUUGUUGGCUGGAUUUCAGUCUUGUCUGGAGUUUCCUUGGGCCAGUCUGUGUAUUUAUCAUAAUAAACUUCACACUCUUGGUCCUGACAUUUUAUCUACUCAAGAAGAAGCUGGCAUCUCUCAACUCAAAUGUGUCCACUUUAAAACAUACCCGGCUGCUGACGUUCAAGGCUAUGUCUCAGCUCUUCAUCCUGGGCUGUACCUGGAUUGUCGGCCUCUUCCAGUUCGGGAAUGGAGCCCUUGUUGCAUCUUACAUCUUCACUAUCUGCAAUAGUCUCCAGGGCGUCUACAUCUUCUUUGUACACUGUCUUCUCAAUCGCCAGGUAAGAGAGGAGUACAGCAGAGUCUUCUGCAGGAUCCAUUCCAAGAAAUCAGAGUCUGAGGUUAUAUCUGGCAGUACUAUACCCAUGACUAUGAAAUUUAGUGAAGCAUCUGACGCUCAGAAAUCUGAAAUUGUGCAAAGAGAGAAUCCUCAUGUGGCCUUCAAGUAAUGAUAUUUCUCUGCAGAAAUUGACAAGUCACCUGUACUGUCUCCUAUAUGACACAAACAGCCCAAGAAGAGCAGCCUGAAGAAAAAAUGACAUAUUGAACCACUUACCAUCAUAAGUACAAAUGCAGAAAAUAUACUGUGGAUCCAGAGGACUGGGCAAUUUCAUUUUAUAGGAGAAAAUAAAUAUCUUUGGCUCUGCUAGAUAUAUAUAUAUAUAUAUAUAAAAAACUCCAUAUGUGGUCGCACUCUCACCAACACUGUAUGUUGGCUUCACAUAUAUAUAUAUAUAUAUAUAUAUAUAUAUAUAUAUAUUAAACAAUGUAAUUAGCGGCACU